GUGAGCAGAGUGCGAUAAACGUGUCGAUAACACGGGGCACAUGACGCACAAAGAGCGCUCUCUGCAGCGCUAUAAAAGAGAGCAGCGGGGCAGCGAUCCGCUACACAGCAGCACGAACACCGAGCAGAGCAGUUAAUUCGUCGUUUUCCUGUGUGUAUUUGCUGGCUCAGUUCAACGUGCAGCAAUCAUGAAGGUCCUCGCGCUCGUUUUGGCUCUUGCCGUCAUCUCCGGGACUCACGCCCGCGCCGUUCCCAAAAGCGAACUGCAGGGAAAGUGGGAGGAGAGCGUGGACAAGUUCUGGGAAUACGUGAAUAAGGUGGCAACCACGGCCGACGAUUUCGUGGAUCAAAUCAAGGGAUCCCAAGUCAGCAAGGAACUCGACGGGCUCAUCACAGACACCAUGGGUGAGCUCAACAUCUACGCUGACGACCUCCAAAACAAGCUGGCCCCCUUCACCCAGGACGCUGCCGCCAAGUUCGGCCGCGACGUGGGAGCGCUGAGGGGCAAGCUCCAGGGGGACAUGGACGAGGUGAAGGGGAAGAUGGCGCAGUACGCGGAGGAGCUGAGGCUCAUGGUGGGUCAGAACGCGGAGGAGGUGCGCUCCCGGAUCAGCAUGUACACACGCAAGCUGAAGAAGAGGCUCAACAAGGACACCGAGGAGCUGCACAGGAAGCUGAGCACCUACACGGAGGAGCUCCGCUCCAAGACCAGCCAGAACCUGGAGGCGGUGCGCGAGAAGUUGGAACCCUACACCGGAAACAUCCGCGAGAGCACCCAGCAGAAACUGGGCUCCCUUCAGCAGAUCUUCCUGGACUCGGCCGGGAGCCUCCAGGAGCACUUCAACAGCAAGGCAGAGGAGUUCAAGAAGCAGAUGGACCAGACCACCCAGGAGAUCCACAGCACCCUCCAGGGGAAGGCGGAGGAACUGCGCAGCUGGUUCGAGCCCUACACCCAGAGCCUGAGGGAUCAGUUCAACGCCAUGAUCGAGAAGAUCAAGCAGAACGGCCAGGUCUAGAACCUGGGAACCCGCUCUAGAUGACCUUACAGGUUUUCAGUAUUGGGCUCAAUGUAGCUUCAGUUACAAAACAAAGUCCAUGUUUUUUUUCCACCACUGUUGUCCUUUCCAUCACAUUAGCAUGGUGCAAUACCCUCUCUACUGUCUCUCCCAUCAUCAGCUUUUCUGUACACAACCCAGUAUUCAAAUACACCGUCAGUAUUUACUCCAAGUCACUCCUUUUAAAACUUAAUAAUGUGCCCCCUUCGGACUGACCCUCCUAGGUCAGGCUGUGUGUUGUGUGGAGAUGCUGCAUUCUAACACAGCCCCUGUCUGUCUGUCUGUCUGUCUGCCUGUCCGUCCCGCAGUGCACAAUAUGGUGCCCACACUUUGUACUGUUUUCAUGAAGCCAGAAUGAUUUUUUUCAGCAUUCUUCGAUAUCUUGUGCUGUUAAGUAAAAGUUUUUGCUCCUUUUUGCUAAAUCUACUGAACUACGUGUGAGAAAUAAAAACCAAACCAAAUAAAAGGUGACUCAUUACUGGUGA
Messenger RNA from Acipenser ruthenus (sterlet), 1539 nucleotides. RefSeq names its product apolipoprotein Eb-like. Gene Ontology annotation, molecular function: lipid binding. Bases 188 to 1015 code for a protein of 275 amino acids. The transcript has 5 exons. The record is from RefSeq and is a predicted model, not a curated record. Gene Ontology annotation, biological process: negative regulation of neuron apoptotic process; positive regulation of nitric-oxide synthase activity; regulation of amyloid-beta clearance. NCBI's taxonomy places the organism in Eukaryota, Metazoa, Chordata, Actinopteri, Acipenseriformes, Acipenseridae. Gene Ontology annotation, cellular component: intermediate-density lipoprotein particle; extracellular region.